CUCCCAUGCAAUAUGUACAGCUCAACUGCACCUUUACAAACAUCUGCUGACUUAAACUCUGUAAGAAGACGGAGAGAGACGGCGUCGUGAAACCAGUCAUGGAUUCCAGAUGCAUGGUAAUAGCUGCUCUGGGAAGACCUCUGUAUCCUGGCAUGUUGUAUGAUUGCCGGAACGACUCCUUUAUUCCAGGUGUUACUUUAUGGGAUAAAAAUGCAUUGAGUGAUGACCUUGAUGUGCAUCAGAAGCCUAAAACACAUCUGAAAUUUGCAGCCUCUGAUAGUCUCAGUGAUAAAGCAAACCUCCUAGACGUAAACGCUUCCCUUAAAGCCAGUUUCUUAUGUGGAUUGGUGGAGGUUGGAGGAUCGGCCAAGUACCUGCAAGAUACCAAAUCUUCAUCACGUCAGUCCAGAGUUACUAUGCAGUACAGCCAGACAGCAACAUUUGAACAGCUCACUAUGAAGAAGCUUGGUAAUAUCACCUACCCACAAGUAUUUGACCAGAAAACAGCCACUCAUGUAGUUACAGCUGUACUGUAUGGAGCUCAGGUUUUCAUGGUGUUUGAUUAUACAAGUGCAGAAAAUGAGCGCAAACAGAAUAUUGAAGGAAACCUUCAUGCAGUGGUCAAGAAGAUCCCUACCAUUUCCAUUGAGGGGCAAGCAUCCCUUAACAUGACUGAAGAUGAAAAAACAAUAUCUGAGAAUAUUAGUGUCACAUUUUAUGGUGACAUUAAACUUGAAGAAAACCCCACCACAUAUAAGGAUGCCCUGGAAGUGUACAAGAAGGUGCCUGCUCUGAUGAAGCAACAAGGUAAAGGUGUGCCUCUGACAGUGUGGCUGUAUCCUCUCAAUCUUUUGGAUGAUAAGGCUGCAAAGUUGAUGAGAGAAAUUGAUUUGAGCCUGUUGUAUAAAGCAGAAAGUUUGCUUGAGGAAUUUGGUGAAAAGGAGAGAAUAUGCAAUGAUUUGAUCAAAAGACAAAUAACGGAUGAUUUCCCUGAUCUAAAAAACAGGUUGCUAAAGUUUCAGACAUUACACAGAAAUUAUACAAGUCUGUUUAAGAACGCACUACUCAGAGUGCUGCCAGCUAUUCGUGGUGGGACACAAGAGGACAAGAGACUGGGGGACAUCCUGAGCAUCCAUUACACAUCACCCUUCAAUAUAAGCAACAUGAACAAAUGGUUAGAUUACAUUACAACUGAAUUAAAUAUUCUGAGCUCCUAUACAGCAUGUUUGAAGGACAUCACAGUUGUGAAAUCCUCAGGGUCAUUAAAUUCCAUCUGUUUUCAUCCUGAUGUUGAUGUGGUGAUUUGUUUGUCAUUUACAUCUCUAAAGCAUGAGGACUCCUACCUAGCAGCUCUACAGGACUUUGCGAACUCUGAAUCAUUCAAAAUGCUGGUGCAAACAAGUGAGAGAGUUUCCAUUCUCCAAGCAGAAAAGCAUUGGUUCACUUCUCCUGACAGUCCUGCAAUCAUGAAGCAGAAUCUUUCUCUCUUUACCUCAUUUUUAAAGGCCAAUAAAAAUGAGAAGAGAGUCAAAUUCAUCAUUGCCUCCAUAUCUGAUCCCAGCAAUCCAGGAUCCUCAAUCCAACUUUAUCAGAAUGGAUCUCUGACAGAUCCUAAGUUCCAGCCUGUAUCCAAACCUCCCAAACCUGAAGUGGAGACCAGUUAUGAGAGUGUCACCCUGAAGCUUUCAAAAUCCCCAACUGGAGAGACUGUACACUUCAGAGUUGAGUACAGGAUGACAUCUUCAAAAAAUUCAGCAGCUGAUGUUGAGGAAUGGACAGUCAGAGACAUGUCAAGAGAACAGAACACCUUCACAUUGACUGGACUAAAGCCAACAGAACAAUACUGGGUCCGAUACAGAGCAGUUAGUGAUGUGGGAGUGAGUGAAGCCAGCGACUCUGUCCCCUUCACCUUUCAAGGGAAACUCACAGUCACAGUAGACCAAUGGAACUUCUCCAUGCUUUCUCUCAUUACUGAACUCAGGACUGAAAUAAUGACCACUAUCGGCAUGUCACGAUGGUCUCCAUCUACUAUCAAGUCAGAGGUUACAAAUAUUGUCAACAAUCCUACCAUUCCUUACACUGAGAAAAUCCCUGGAGGGCUGAGAGAAGGAAAGGCUUUGUACUUCCAAGGGGUCGUUUUUUCAAACGGUCAAUCGUUUACCUUGGAUUUUGUAUCCGAUGAGGGAGAUGUCGCUUUUCACUUUAGGCCCUCGUUCAAUGAACAUACCUGCUGUAACAGUUUUGUGAAUAAGAAGUGGCAGGAUGAAGAACGUGUAGAGUGUAACAUUUCCAAAGGAUCAGCAUUUGACAUUUUUGUUGUGAUCAAAACAGAAGGCUAUGAGGUCAAUGUAAAUUGGCAGAAGUCUUUCCUGUUCAGUCAUCGCAUACCAAUGGCCAAAGUGAAUGCAAUUAAUAUUCAUGGAGAUGUCAAAAUGAACACUGUUGGUACUGUUGCAAACUGGAGCAAAUCUACUUUUGGUAAGGAACUAAAGACAACAAUCACUCACACAAAGCUUUCAGACAUCCAGUCUAAUGUGCCACAUCCAGUCUGCAACCCUAGCAAGCCAUAUUUGAGAUCAAUCCCUGGAGGUUUGAGACCUGGUCUGGCUUUGUUCUUCCAAGGGGUUGUUCCAUCAGAUUGUAAAAGCUUUGAAAUAAAUUUUCAGACAAGCCCGACUUACGAAGAUGACAUCGCUUUCCACUUCAGCCCCCGUAUAUCCUCUGUGGUCCUUAAUACCCGCAGGAAUGGGACAUGGGACCAAAAUUGGGUGGAGACACCAGGAGGCCCAUUUGUCUGUGGAGCAGCUUUUGAUAUCAUCAUGGUCGUUAAGUCAGAAUGCUAUGAGGUGAUGGUGAAUGGCCAAGUGUCCUACACGUUCGAGCACCGUAUACCGGUGGACAAAGUGACUACACUUAACAUUAAUGGAGACGUCUUCAUGAACAGCUUUGCCAUUACUGAAGUGGAUGAUAUGAAACUGAAAGUCACUGUCACCAAUCCUGCCAAUAUUUGAGGCUUUGCAUCUGCUCCAAAAUCACUGCCUGUUUUUUUUUUUUUAUUCUGUAUACAGUAU
Tachysurus fulvidraco (yellow catfish) is the source of this 3071-nucleotide messenger RNA. RefSeq names its product neoverrucotoxin subunit beta-like. The record is from RefSeq and is a predicted model, not a curated record. The transcript has 12 exons. Gene Ontology annotation, molecular function: carbohydrate binding; protein binding. The coding region runs from base 99 to 3011 and encodes 970 amino acids. Lineage: Eukaryota; Metazoa; Chordata; Actinopteri; Siluriformes; Bagridae.